Mobula hypostoma (lesser devil ray) is the source of this 1070-nucleotide messenger RNA. RefSeq names its product adenosine A2b receptor (gene adora2b). Gene Ontology annotation, biological process: G protein-coupled adenosine receptor signaling pathway; adenylate cyclase-activating G protein-coupled receptor signaling pathway; vasodilation. Gene Ontology annotation, cellular component: plasma membrane. The transcript has 2 exons. Gene Ontology annotation, molecular function: G protein-coupled adenosine receptor activity. NCBI's taxonomy places the organism in Eukaryota, Metazoa, Chordata, Chondrichthyes, Myliobatiformes, Myliobatidae. The record is from RefSeq and is a predicted model, not a curated record.
UCGGGCUGCAGAUGGGAGAGUCACUCCGGCCAGCAACAUGGGCUUACGUCGCGCUGGAGUUGCUGAUCGCCCUGCUCGCCCUGUUGGGAAACUUGCUGGUCUGCUGCUCUGUGGCUGUCAACAACAACCUGAAGACCGCCACCAAUUAUUUCCUGGUGUCGCUGGCGGUGGCCGAUAUCGCGGUCGGAGCCUUCGCCAUCCCGUUCGCCAUCACCAUUAGACUGGAGCUCGCCAUUCCGUUCUAUCCUUGCCUGUUCCUUGCUAGCUUCAUCCUCAUACUGACGCAGAGUUCCAUCUUCAGCCUGCUCGGCGUGGCCAUCGAUCGCUAUCUGGCAGUCAGCAUCCACCUCAGAUACAGUGGGCUGAUAACUGAGAGGAGGGCCAGGCUGAUUAUAGCAAUCUUCUGGAUCCUGUCCUUUUUAAUCGGCCUGACUCCAUUCUUUGGUUGGAACCUGAAACGCCAAAUGAAGUUGGAAUGCACGGCCCCCUGGACCUCCCAACCACGCAAUGAUUCCUGUUCCCAGAACAAUACAUGAGAAUGCCUCUUUCUCAACGUGGUUGACAUGAAAUACAUGAUUUACUUCAACUUCCUGGGCUGUGUUUUAACUCCCCUGCUUAUUAUGUUGGGAAUUUACAUAAAAAUCUUUACCGUGGCCAGAAAGCAAUUGCACAAGAUAGAACUGAACUCUGUGAAUUCCAGCACAUCCCGGACAUUUCUACAGAACCAAGUCCGAGUUGCAAAAUCGCUGUCCAUCAUUGUUGGUUUCUUUGCCUUCUGUUGGCUUCCACUUCACAUCAUCAAUUGCAUUCAUCACUUCGACCCACGAUAUUUCGGAUCCAAAGGUCCUGGCCUCAUGGAUGCCGCCGUCAUUCUAUCUCAUGCCAACUCUGUUGGCAAUCCCAUCAUCUAUGCAUACAAGAUUCAGGAAUUCCGUAACACCUUCCGCAAAAUUAUUUUCAAACACAUUCUGUGUCGGGCAGACAACAACUCUAAGCAGGAUGGAAGUUCCUGCCAGCACUCCAUAUACGAAAGGCACGACAACAUUGACAUGAAUAUGUGCAGGAGUUGA